AUGGCGAUGUUGUUUAGUUUAAUACUACUACUUGUGAACUUGCAAAAAAUUGUCUGUCAUAUCGAAAAAGACUUGCCAUUGUUGUUAAUUUCUUUUGAUGGAUUUCGAUGGGACUACCUCUCGAGAACAGACACCCCAAAUUUUGAUAGAAUUAUAAAGAAUGGCGUUACUGCAAAACAGGGGAUUAAAAGUGUUUUUGUCACAAACACACUGCCCAACCACUGGUCAUUGGUGACUGGCUUAUACACUGAAAGCCACGGUGUUUUAGAUAACUACAUUAAAGACCCUAGGAUCUCUAAAGCUUUUCUGCCAAAGUACAAAGAUGCCAACUAUCAGAACGAUCCUAGAUACUACGACGACGGUGCGGAGCCUAUAUGGGUAGCAAAUCAAUUACAAAAACAAGGACGAAGUGGCAGUGUGAUGUGGUGGGGCAGCGAAAACCCAGUCAAGUGGGUGAGACCAACAUAUCAGAUGCCAUAUAAUGACGCCAUUUCAUCAUCUGAGAAAGUAGACACUAUGAUUCAGUGGCUUACAGGAGAAUACCCUGUGAAUUUAGGCUUGGUGUAUUUCCCUGAACCAGACCACACUGCUCAUAUGUCAGGGCCAGAGUCGGCAGAUGUCACAGAACAAAUUAGUAUUGCAGACAGCAUCGUAGGUUAUCUGUUAGACAAGCUGGAGAAGAAGGGUCUGCUGGAUGAUAUUAACAUUAUUAUAACCAGCGAUCAUGGAUUUACCAAUGUCUCUGCCAGUCGGUUGAUACAGCUGGAGUCUAUAGUUUCUAGCAGUGAUUACGAGUUACUUACUGAAAGCCCAGUAGCAUCAAUUUUUCCUGUUGAUGGUCAACUGGAGAGUGUCUAUUCAAAACUGAAAGCAAAUGCCACUUCUGCAGACAGUCACUUUAAAGUUUACAAGGCAGAAGAGAUACCAGAGAGGUUCCACUACAAGAAUCACCCGAGGCGGGUGCCGCCAAUCAUCGCCAUAGCUGACCUAGGUUACUCUUUUGUGUCUAACACAUCCCGUGAAUUUACUCUUGCCGGUAGCCAUGGUUAUGACAACGACUAUCAAGACAUGCAUCCAUUUUUUGUGGCAAUGGGACCUUCGUUCAGGCAGGGGUUUUCUGUCGACACCUUUAAUACUGUGGAUGUUUACCCGCUGAUGUGCCACCUGCUCCAUCUGAAGCCGGCUCCAAACAAUGGCAGUAUGGAAGUGGUGGCGCUGCUGUUGCGAGAGAAUGAGGAGAAUACAAUGUGGACUUUUGGAACAUACAUUCUUGUUCUCAUUACAACUGCUAGUGUUGGCAGUGUCUUCUCCGUGGCUGCUUGCCGUCAGCAUCGCUACCUGAAACGGAAAAUUAUUCAGCUUAAACUGUCACCAGCCCAGGCCACAAUCAAGUACUCCCUACCUGGGAAAGGAGGUGUGCAAGCUUCUCUUCUGUCGGCCGAGGAUGAUGAGGAUGAAGAUGAUUUUGAUGAUGCUAAUGACGGGGACAAUAUAUUAGAGAUUGUUAGUAAAAGAUGA
Molecule: messenger RNA, 1518 nt
Organism: Candidula unifasciata
Lineage: Eukaryota; Metazoa; Mollusca; Gastropoda; Stylommatophora; Geomitridae
Source: the annotation of a GenBank genome assembly